AUGACGCCAAUCCCCGAACCCCCCAAAAAGCGCCUAGGAAACGUCCUCGUGAUCGGUGGCUGUGGCUUCCUGGGCCAUCACAUCGUCAACCUGCUCCUCACCUCUUACACAGCCAAGGUCUCCGUGCUCGACCUCACCACAACCCGCAACCGCCGUCCCGAUCCCGAUGGGGUCGCCUACUACGAAGGCAACAUCACUUCUCUCGAAUCUCUGGUACCUAUAUUCGAGAAGGCGAAACCAGAUGUGGUGAUCCACACUGCGUCGCCGAACUUGAUGGGCGCCAGCAACGACUUGUACUACAAGGUCAAUGUGGAAGGGACAAAGUGCGUAAUCGAGGCGUGUCAGAAGACGGGCGUGAAGGCAUUGGUCUACACCAGUUCUGCGAGUGUGAUUUCGGACACGAUACACGAUUUGGUGAAUGCGGAUGAGCGGUGGCCUGUCGUCCCAGCGAGUGCGCAAGCGGAGUAUUAUUCUACAACAAAGGCCCAAGCCGAAGCCCUCGUCCUCGCCGCAAACCGCUCCCCCACCCACCCCUCGCUCCUAACCUGCUCCCUCCGCCCCGCCGGCAUCUUUGGCGAAGGCGACGUACAGGUGCUCCCGCCCAUAAUCAACGUGCACACGACCUCCAAGACGGGCUUCCAGCUCGGCGCGAACGAGAACCUCUUCGACUUCACCUACGUGCUGAACGUGGCGCACGCGCACCUCCUGGCCGCCUUCGCGCUCGUGCAGACGGCCAAGCUGGCCACGGCCCCGCUGGACUACGAGCGCGUCGACGGCGAGUCCUUCUUCGUCACCAACGACGAGCCGUGCUACUUCUGGGACUUUGCGCGCGCCGUGUGGAAGGCCGCCGGCAGCGACAAGGGGACCGAACAUGUCUGGGUCAUUGGGCGCGAUGUCGGGAUGGCGAUAGGUGCCUUGCUGGAGUGGGGGAUGUGGGUGGUUGGUCGGACGCCCAAGCUGACGCGGAGGCAGGUUAGGUACAGUUGCAUGACGCGGUAUUAUGACUGUGGGAAGGCGAAGAGGCGGUUGGGCUAUAAGCCGUUGGUCGGUUUGCAGGACGGGAUUGCGAGGAGCGUUAGAUAUUUCGUAGAUGAGAAGGCUAGGGAGGGCGAGAAGAAGGGGCAAUAA
Drepanopeziza brunnea f. sp. 'multigermtubi' MB_m1 is the source of this 1128-nucleotide messenger RNA. RefSeq lists its product as uncharacterized. Gene Ontology annotation, molecular function: 3-beta-hydroxy-Delta5-steroid dehydrogenase (NAD+) activity. Gene Ontology annotation, biological process: steroid biosynthetic process. The record is from RefSeq and is a predicted model, not a curated record. NCBI's taxonomy places the organism in Eukaryota, Fungi, Ascomycota, Leotiomycetes, Helotiales, Drepanopezizaceae.